Messenger RNA from Doryrhamphus excisus (bluestripe pipefish), 2816 nucleotides. It is a transcript of the gene pof1b, whose product is annotated as POF1B actin binding protein. The record is from RefSeq and is a predicted model, not a curated record. Gene Ontology annotation, molecular function: actin filament binding. Lineage: Eukaryota; Metazoa; Chordata; Actinopteri; Syngnathiformes; Syngnathidae. Gene Ontology annotation, cellular component: actin filament; adherens junction; bicellular tight junction. Gene Ontology annotation, biological process: bicellular tight junction assembly; epithelial cell morphogenesis; actin filament organization.
GCAAAGGGCAGAGACGCUAUUUGCAUGCGGAGCAAGAGCACCUCCCUUCGUGCAAGGCAGAUUCUCCGACUCCUCUAACCGGACUUUCCUCUCUUGUGCUGCCCGCAGAGGAGGAAGUAACAUCGGGGGACUCGCACGUCUCCUCUCCGCUCAACUCUGGAAAACAACCACCAAACUUCCGUAACCUUUUAACAACUUUUUUUUUAGUUUUAUCCACCCCCAUCAAAUAUGUCGGUACAGACGAGCCAGAAAACCACAACGACCACCUACCGGACCAUGAACGUGGCCUCGCCCUCGCCGGAGCCAGUGAGCGGAGGCGCGGUCUUGACGACGACGACGGCUCGCUCGGCCUCCCCGCUGCAAUACACCGCAGUCAACGGCAACUACAGCACGCUUCGCUACCUGGUUCCGGUCCAGCCGGCCGUGCAGCAGCAGUCCUACGUGCUCAUGCAGCAGCCAGUCAUGCAGCAGCCACUCAUGCAGCAGCCACUCAUGCAGCAGGUGGUAUCUCCCGUGUACCUGCAGGGCGUCCCCCGCUUGAGCGUCAGCAGCCUGGACUCGGACCUGGUGUUCCAGCAGCAGACCACGGAGGAAGAGGAAGAUGAGGCGGUGGAGGUGGAGGAGGUGGAGAUCGUCAACGUCAUCCAGCAAAAGCCACCGCCGGCCAUUGAGAAGAUCUCCAGAACGGAAGUGAGGACUGACCUGAGCGACAUCCAGGAAAAUAAAUUAGACACACGCUACUUCGCAGCCCUGCUGGCAGACGUGUACAGAAAGAACUGCGACAUCCACUCCUGCAUCUCCGAGCAUGUGUCCAAGAUCAGAGGACAGAAACUGGAUCUCAGCAACGACAAGGGGGAGGACGUAGAAGCUCUUCUCCCUAAGGGAGCCACUGAACUGACCAAACAGCAAAUCCGAUACCUUCUGCAGACACGCCUGACUGCCGAUAAGAGCAUGCGUCUGCUGUUGUCCACCUUCAGCAGCCUGAGAGAGGAACUCCUUCACAUGUCCGAAGACUUGCGGCGUCUGGAGAAUGAGAAGGAGUCCCUGGAGAGAGACCUGGCGUUCAAAGCGGAUCAGGCUCGGCAGUACGACAGCCUCCUGGAGGAUGUCCGUGAAAACAACCGUCAGCUUCAGCUGUCCCUGAAACAAACCACAGCUUCCCAGCGUUCCCUGGAGAGCCAGCUGAUGAGCGCCCGAAACAACGACUCUGGUCGCGACUUCACCAUCAAAGAAUUGGAGGUGCGCAUCAGGGCUUUGGAGAAGGAAAAUGAGAUGCUGCGACAGAAGGCAGGCCAGGCCAACAGCACCACGCUGCACAUCAGGACCGAAGAAUUGUCGCGUCAAUUUAGCGAGCAGCUCGGAGCGAUGAGACAGGAAAAGGACAAAGAGAUCGAACGGCUGCGGACUCAGAUUAUAAGGAUGCAAACAGAGAUCACCACCGAGAGGUCCUCGUCGGCGUCAGAGAAGAGCCUCCAGUUGAAGAUCUCGGAGCUGCUGGCCAUGCUGGAGCAGAGACAGACCACUAUUAAGAGACAGGAGGAGGAGAUCAGGAGGCUCAUGACGGACAGGACCGACAGCUCCAAGAACGUCACAAAGACCAUCAUCACAAAGAGAUACAGAAACCAGUACCCCAUUCUUGGCCUGCUGGGUGACGACUACCAGACCACUUCGUCUCUAAACGAGGACAAGACCAUCGUCAUCGAGAGUAGCGGGGAGGUUAUCAGACGGGAAUGAGAGAAGAAGAAGAAGAAGAUCGAGACAUUACCCGUCCUGUCUCCACCAUCGUCCCGAGUCUACCCUAAACAUGGGAUUCUCACAUUUUCAUGACUUUUUACACACAAAAUACUAAUUCCAGAAAUACUACAUUGACUAAUUAGCAGCAAAAAUGCUUUUUAGAUUUUCCGUAGAGCCAUCACAGGCACACGGAAGGUGGAAUUGUUGCUAUUCUGCAUGUAAAUAUUUAAAUAUAUAUUUGUGAUACGGGCGUGCUCAGUUUAAAGUUUUGAGAAACGCCGUGAUAAAUGUCCGGGGGAGUUUUGCUUUGCAAUUUAGAUCAUAAUCUAUUUAAGGAUUGUAUUUUUUUUCACAGACAGUGGGAGAGAGGUUGCAUGAAGAGAUUGAAGGUGCUUGGGUCAGAUGGGGCCUUGGUUUACUGCUUUUAAGAACAUUUUUUAAAGCAUAGUAUGAUCUUUAUUGUGUUGUUAGUGUUGUGAAUUGGGUUGAAACGGCUGCAGCUAACCUACAGUUAGUGACCAUGUUGCAUGGAAACCGCCUUAAAUGUUCUAAAAGAACAUUUAGCAUAAAUAUUUUUGAAAAAUUGAGCGCUAGCACAUCUUUAGGCAGCACAAACCCACAAAUAUGGUUAUCCUAUAUACAGUAAUCACAUUUCCACCAAACAUUACAGUUCAGUUUAGGUUGAUAAAAGUAAACAAAGAACAUUUGUCAAUACAUAUAUCGGCAGCAGCUCUUCCCACAAACAAAUGGCCAAUAUUGGCAUAUCGACUUCCAUCUUUUUGGUACCCCAAAACAGGGGCAACAAAAGGUGCCUAAUAUUUAAUACCGUACCAUACUGUACCGUGCCGUAGUUCCUGGUGGAAACUGUCCAAUUAGUAGUACUUUGAGUCAUUGGCAUGCUCCCAAGUUGGCUAUUUACUUCCCAGUAUGCUAAGCUAAUUUAACUGGUUGUAGCUAAUUUAUGAAUAGAUGCUAUAUAUGUGCUUGUAUUUUUCUGUGUUUCUAAGCGAUUUGGGGCAGCUUUAGCUCAGCUACUGUGUUUCUGCUGUAAUAAGUUUGGGAAUAAAAUCAAUAACUUCCAA